Sinocyclocheilus rhinocerous is the source of this 13085-nucleotide messenger RNA. Its product is annotated as helicase SRCAP-like. NCBI's taxonomy places the organism in Eukaryota, Metazoa, Chordata, Actinopteri, Cypriniformes, Cyprinidae. The record is from RefSeq and is a predicted model, not a curated record. Gene Ontology annotation, biological process: chromatin remodeling. Gene Ontology annotation, molecular function: ATP binding; DNA binding; histone binding. The coding region runs from base 850 to 12117 and encodes 3755 amino acids. The transcript has 32 exons. Gene Ontology annotation, cellular component: Swr1 complex.
CGCUGAAGCACGUCUCGCGAGAUGUCUGUUUGCUCCGCAACUUGGUCAGCAGUCGUUCGUUCCUCCAUUUCGCUGCGUCGAAAGUCUCCUCCCCGCAACCGCUAGAUUCAGCGAUUCCGGACCCAGUCUCUCUCGGAUCGUUCUUUGACUUGAGCCUGCGAACCUGCCAGUACCUCACUGGGUACCGAGAGACAGUUUGGAAAAGUCUCAACACGGAUUGAGUACGAUUUGAAGCGGAUGGCGACUCCUUCAGCGAGAAUUUAGUAAAAGAAAAGUGCUCGGAAAUUUCAGAUCCUCAGAUGCAGCGGUACCCUUGAUCUCAGCAUCCUGGAAGUGGAAAUCACGGAAGAGACUGGUGCUUCAUCACAUACAGGUUUAGUGUGUAGCAGUGCCGGUUCUAAAGCAGGACAGUUUGGGGAAGAGGUGGUGCAGCAGCGCACCUGUCCGGCAGUGGCUGUGCUGGGUGGCACCUCCGUGGUUGCGCAGAAUGUGGCCGGGCCUCCCCAGCAUGCCCUGCAGCCAGUCACAGCUGCCACUCUACCACCAUCAUCGGUUGAUGUCGCCACUGGAUCGCAGCAGAAAGGAGACUCAAAGGUUGCAUGUAAAGAACAGACCAUCGCUUACGUUCAAAGAAACAGUGGCACCGAGGAAUCAGCGGAGAUAUCAGCUGCCCAAAGAGGACUGGUGUCAGCUACUGCUGAAGACACACAAAACCUUACAGACACAUUGGAGGGUCAGACUGCCUCAGACAGACUUUUUGAGAGCGGGACAGAUAGCAUUACGCAGAAACAGGAUUUGCUGUACAGGUGUAACACAGAGCAAGCAAGUCUUGCAUACAGGGAGACCGAUAUGGCGGAAGGAUCCGGCACAGACCACUGCCAAGAUUGGAGCCAACACCCUGGAGAUGCAGGGGGUGUCUCUACCCCUAUUGAGACAGAAAAGGGACCCUUGCCUCCAGAGACAAUCAAAUUGGACUACAAGAACAUGUCUGGAAAGCACGCACCUGAAGAAAGCCCCUGUGUCCCAACAACAAAAGUCAUCCCAGCAGUCUCAAGUGCAGUUAAGACAACAGGCAGAGACAUGGAGCAGCCCCAAACAACUCCCCUUUUUCAGACAAAUCAGACUGCCACAUCUGCGUUUGGCAUCCCACAGAAACAAAGUACGACAAAUUCAGCGAAGCAGGAUUGUAAACUUGAGUCUAAGGAGGCUAUGGAAGUUGUCACGCAAGAUCUGGCUAAAACAGACAAAGAAGGAGCAGUUAGUCCAAUUAGACAAACCUUGGGAACAAAACAAGGUAAUAGUGGAAAUUCCCUUUGCUCAGGAUAUGCAUCAUCAAAACAAGAAGGGGAGCACAUUACCCUCAACAGUGGAAAUAGCAUGCCAAAUGACCCCGAUAAGGGCAGCUGUUAUCCCCCAGAGGACUGCAGUAAAACACAAAAGGCUUUACAAAGGACAAAAACACCUGGUGUGCCCACCCCGCCUGAGAAUACACAGUGUGUGCAAGAGCUAAGCUCUCAGUAUGUAAGUUUAAGUGAAACCCCCAAAAUGUUUCACUUGGGUAAAGAGACUAGUGCAAGGGAGGGGCAAGGAAACGAGAAAGUCCCUGUAGAUGGUCAUCUGUGUUUUAAUGUGGCUGCUAAAGAAGUAUUUCGCAACAUUUCUGUUGAUGAACCAAAGCUGUCUGGGCAUGGGACAUGCACUGACAAUGUACAGGUGAAUGAAAGGUCACAAGUCAUGGUUUGCGGCUCUUCUGAUGUGAUUUUGAAGCAGAAUGACAGUGCCAAUCGAAUAGAAAUAUCCAUGUCUUCAAAUCACCAUCAGGAUGGGAGCGUGCUACUCACACACAAGGAGAACUGUGUGACUUUAGAGGGGCUAGAAUCAGAUCAGCCAAAUCUUUCUGACUGUAUGGUCCAACAUGUACAAGAGUCCCUUCCAGCUGAUCAUAAACUCUCACAGAUUCAGAUAUGCCUGAAUGAUACUGCAGAUAUUGUGAAUGUGGAAGAGAGGCAGGAAGUGAGUGCAGAGGCUCUCAGUGCUGUUGAGGUGAAAGAUUUGAUCGAUGUAGGUAUUUUAAUGCAGCCAGAUAUGGAGGAUACCUGGCUGGUUGUAAGCGAGAUAGAUGGGCAGUCUGAGCAUGCAGAGAUGGAGGUCAGCGAGGAGUCUCUGGUGCAGUGCCCUGAAUCCCAGUCAACUGUUGCUGUAUAUGAAUGCACUGUGCCCUGCUUUACAUCAGCUGCCCUUCACAGUGAUGUUAAGCUGCUGUUAACUGACAAAGAAGAGGAGAAACCAAUGGAAACAUUGAUGCAAGACUUGCAAGCCCAGAGUAAUCUAGGGAAUCAGACCUCAUCUCGUCCUGAUGCACUCAAACCCACAGAAGAGUUACUUACCAUGCCCUCUACGCAAAAAGAAGAAUCUAUAAUUGUCAAGCAAAAUGAUGAUUCAAGUCAGACUGAUCUUGCAAACACGUUGACAGGGUUAACAUGCACGGUGAUGGACGUCACACUUGACUCUGUGCGAGAACAGCAAGAAUCUGGUGUGGUGGAAAACACACCAGGUGUGUCAUUAAUUUCAUUGUCUUGUGGCACGAUUGAUCCAAAGCUACUGAUCUUAAAGAAGGCUGACAGCCCUGCCCUUAAGCAACCUUCUUCCCUGUCUGCUAGGAUCUCAGCCAAGCAGAACUCACCUGUCCCGGUUGAAACACCCAGUGAUGGAUUCAAUAAAGCUUCAGAGUGCCUUGCUAAAACUUAUACAGCUGCGUCCUCCACCAUAAAGGAGGAUGCUAUGUUGCCUGCUGACCGCCCUGUCUCAAACACUCUCUCUCAGUCCUCUCGGACUGUUUCCACUUCUAAUGUACUUUCACAGAACAGCUCUGAGAAAGAAAACUUAAAUAAAUUAAAUAGUUCUGACAAGUUGCUUCAAAACGAAUCCUCUGCUAAUACUUCUUUAUCAACUUCAGUACAACUCCAUAACUCACAAAGCCACCUUCCUCCUCCUGCUGGAGAUGUGUGGGGUACUGCAUCCAGUGUUGUCCCAGAGGGGAAUCGGUGUAAACAGUCUUUGGCUGGUACACCAUGCCAGGAUUCAAUGUCUUUGGGGGGGGAACUGGAGCUGGAGCAGCAACAGUUACUGGAUGAACUUUUGUCAACAACGCAGGAUGCUCAAAACACCAUCCUGGAGCCACUUGAUGCUUCUAUAGAAGAGAGCAGCGAUGGAGAGGUUGACAGCUCAAUGGAGGUCCAGAAUGAGGAUAGCAAUGCUACGCCCAGUCCAGCAGCGAACAAGCGUGGGCAGAGCAGGACAGACAAACAAGGCUUGUUAUUGAAGGUUUGCCAGUGGAUUGCAGGCAAGGUUACAGCAGUCUCUACCCCUUCCACCUCCCCUGUUCCAUGUCCAUCUCCAUCUCCCUCAUCUGGUGACUGGAUGCGUUCUCACACAGGCAGGGCCUCACCAGUACGCAACUCUCAUGGCAGAAACAUGCCCUCCACUUCGUCCCAGGGUUAUGUUGGCUGUUCUCAGUCAGAGCAAACAACCACACUGAAAUCCACGCCAAAGCAUACAGAUAUGGCAGAACUGGCAAAACAUGAAGCAGAAAUAGAACAUCGUACCCUUGCACUAAAACGUGAAGGUUUCUGGUCCCUAAAACGUCUGUCUCGUAUAACCGAACCAGUACGGCCCAAAGUGCAUUGGGAUUACCUCUGUGAGGAAAUGCAGUGGCUCUCUGCAGAUUUUGCACAAGAGAGGCGAUGGAAAAGAGGUGUGGCCCGAAAGGUAGUACGGAUGGUGAUGCGCCACCAUGAGGAGCUGAGACAGAAGGAAGAGAGAGCGAAACGAGAGGAGCAGACCAAACUGAGAAGAGUUGCUUCUUCUAUUGCCAAGGAGGUCCGUUCCUUCUGGAGCAGCGUCGAGAAGGUGGUCCAGUAUAAACAACAGUCCAGACUGGAAGAGAAGCGGAAGAAGGCUCUAGAUCUCCAGCUGGAUUUCAUCGUGGGUCAGACAGAGCGUUACUCGGACAUGUUAAGUCAGUCCCUGCAGGCUGCUCCUGUACACAGUUCAGACACUGCAGCUGUCUCCAAACAAUCACAGCUAAAUGCUGUUGAUGAAGAUGAUAGAGACUUUGAGCCACCUUGUGAGGAGGAGGAUGAUGAAGAGACCAUAGAAGUAGAGGAGCAACAAGAGGGAAAUGAUGCAGAGACACAGAGACGAGAGAUAGAGUUACUAAGGGAGGAGGGCACUCUGCCUCUGGACCAGCUGCUCAGUACUUUAACUUUCCCCCAGGACGUUGAAUCAGAAGAAGAAGCCUCGUAUACUACAUCAUCUACGGUUGAAGAGGAAGACAAAGAAUUUAGUGCCAAUGAAGAAGAUGCGGAAGAUGAAGAAGACACAAUUGCGGCCCAGGAAGUUAUUGAAGGAGAUGGAGACCAUGCAGAGGAACUUGAUGAUAUAAGUAACUGGGGUCCACAUCUGAUCAUUGUGCCUACCAGUGUAAUGCUCAACUGGGAGAUGGAGUUGAAACGUUGGUGCCCAGGAUUCAAAAUCCUCACCUACUAUGGUAGCCAGAAGGAGCGCAAACUCAAGAGACAAGGCUGGACCAAACCCAAUGCUUUCCAUGUCUGCAUCACCUCGUAUAAGCUAGUACUGCAAGAUCAUCAGGCUUUUAGACGUAAGUCUUGGAGGUACCUCAUUUUGGAUGAAGCCCAGAACAUCAAGAACUUUAAGUCCCAGCGCUGGCAAAGCCUGCUAAAUUUCAACAGCCAGAGGCGACUGUUGCUCACUGGUACCCCUCUCCAAAACAGUCUAAUGGAGCUGUGGUCUCUUAUGCACUUCCUUAUGCCGCACGUUUUUCAGUCCCAUCGUGAGUUCAAGGAGUGGUUCUCAAACCCACUCACUGGGAUGAUUGAAGGGAGCCAGGAGUACAACGAGGGCUUGGUCAAACGGCUUCACAAGGUGCUGAGACCCUUUUUGCUUCGAAGAAUCAAAGCAGAUGUGGAGAAACAAAUGCCAAAAAAGUAUGAGCAUGUUGUGCGCUGUCGACUCUCCAAAAGACAGCGUUUUCUCUAUGAUGACUUCAUGGCCCAGGCCUCGACUCGAGAGACUUUAGCCAGCGGUCAUUUCAUGUCUGUGAUCAACAUCCUGAUGCAGCUGCGGAAAGUGUGUAAUCACCCCAACCUGUUUGAUCCAAGGCCCAUACAAUCCCCCUUCAUCACAAAGGCCAUAGUCUAUUCUACUGCUUCACUGGUUCAGCGGGCUCUUGAGACCUCACCUUUUGAGCGCUGUGACUUGUCCUUGUUUGACCUGAUUGGCCUGGAGCAGCAUGUGUCUAGAUACCAGGCAGAUGUUUUCCUGCCUCAGAGGAAAGUGACACAUCAGCUUAUUCAGGAGAUCAUGGAGUCCCCUGAUCCUCCUCCCAGACCGAAGCCUGUUCGCAUGAAAGUCAACAGGAUGCUUCAGCCUGUUCCUAAAUCUGAUGGGCGUUCAUCAGCAAACAGCCCUCGUCCUAGCACCACGACGGUUCAGACUCCAAAGCCUCUAAUUACAGAGGUCACCCCUUCCCAAACUCCCUCCCAGCCAGCACCUCAAGUUUGUCCUGUUACUCCUGUUGCUGCUCCAAGAACUCCAGUGGCUCCUAGCAACGUCCCUUCUGCACCUGCAGUCAGGCCGCCAGCCCCCCAGCCAGUGACUGUACGCCCCUCAGGACCAUCCAGCGUCACAACUGUGUCCACUCCCCCUCAACCACCAAGCAACAUUAUGACUCAGAGGGUCCUUCUCAGCCCAGAUAUGCAGGCUCGUUUGCCAUCCGGUGAAGUUGUGAGUAUCGCUCAGCUGGCCUCCCUGGCUGGCCGACCAGUGUCGUCCUCUCAGGGCAGUAAACCAGUCACCUUCCAGCUACAGGGCAACAAGCUCACACUCUCUGGGACUCCUCUGAACCAGGUUCCUGUUCCUCAGCCACGACCCAUCCAAGGAAAUGUAAUGCAUCUGGUUUCCAGUAGUGGGCAGCACCACCUUAUUAGUCAGCCAGCUCAGGUGACAGUUCUUCACACAGUUAGUCAGUCAGGUAGCAGCUCAGCAAAUCCCCACCCAACCAGCACAAUCCCAACCUGCUCUGGACUAGCAGUACCUUUCACCGUUACUCAAGUCCCAACACCCAUGGUAAGUGGACCCGGAAUUGUAAAGAUUGUUGUACGCCAGGCACCAAGUAAAGAAGGAGGGUCAAUCCCGACUCUGGCUGUGCCUCCUUCUCCUCGUCCUGCUCCUCCUCAAUCGGUCACCCUUCACCCACAUGGCACUUCAAGCCCUGUUCUUAGAGCACCCACUGUUUCACAGCCUCCACAACGGCCUCCGGUUUAUGCUGCUCCACCUCGAACUGUUGCUUCCUCCCAGACUCCACCUACUCGUCCUGUAUUGAGAGUAGUGCAGGGACCACCACCACCAGCCCCAGAACCACCAGUAACAAAGGCAAAAUCAUCAUUAGUACGUGAGGACAGUGGUAAUGAUGUGAUUACAUUGCGCAUGAGCACUCCUAAGCCUGCAUCCUCAUCUCAGAGCAGUGGGUCAACAUCUCAGCGUCCCCGUGUUCAGCCGCCACCUCCACCACGUUCCCCCUUCUACAUGUCAUGGCUUGCAGACUGCCGAAAGGCUCAGCGAGACAACCGAAUCUCUCAAAUCAUGCGCAUCAACGAUCUGCACUGCAGUGCUAACCCUGUGUAUGGCCAUGAGGUGCUGGACUUUCUAACCUUCCUCCCAGGCCCUUGUCCAUCUCCACCACGUCCUGUUAUAAACAACUGGAGUUACUCAGGUUAUAGCUCCUGCCUCACUGCUCAAUCACACCAUACCAGUAGCUUCCUGGAAAAGAGCCAAGUCCUGAAGGAAGCCAUCCACCACUCAGAGGAGAGGCUUCAACUUCUCUCUGAGAUCAUAGAAAGGUUCACUUUUGUCAUUCCUCCAGUGGAAGCAAAGCCUAUCACCAUGCACACUUGCCACCCACCUCCCUCCCUCAGACACCAGCAAGGCCAUAUGUCCUCUGUUCUAUCUUCCCAUCUCUCCCCACUUACACAAACGCUCCAUCGCAUACAGUGUAACAUGAGGACACAUUUCCCUGACUUGAGGCUUAUUCAGUAUGAUUGCGGUAAGCUGCAGACACUCCACCUCCUGCUUAGAAAAUUGAAGGCAGAAGGGCACAGAGUCCUCAUUUUCACUCAGAUGACACGUAUGCUGGAUAUACUUGAGCAGUUCCUCAACUACCAUGGGCACAUUUACCUACGGUUGGAUGGAAGUACACGUGUAGAACAGAGACAGGCUCUGAUGGAGCGCUUCAAUGCAGACUGUCGCAUAUUCUGCUUCAUCCUGUCCACCCGCAGUGGAGGUGUAGGUGUUAAUCUGACUGGGGCAGAUACAGUGGUGUUCUAUGACAGUGAUUGGAAUCCAACCAUGGAUGCCCAAGCUCAGGACCGGUGCCACAGAAUUGGACAGACAAGAGAUGUUCACAUCUAUAGGCUAAUCAGUGAACGCACAGUUGAAGAAAAUAUUUUGAAAAAAGCCAAUCAAAAGAGGAUGUUGGGAGAUAUGGCAAUUGAAGGUGGAAACUUUACCACUACCUUUUUCAAGCAGCAAACUAUCAGGGAGUUGUUUGAUGUGUCAGAGGGAGAGAGGAAAGAGGCUGAAUUGAGUGUGCCUCAGUCAGAUGAUGAUGAGUCUGUAAAUAAACAACAAACUACUAUUUUGGAACAGGCCCUGUGUCGUGCUGAGGAUGAAGAGGAUAUAGUGGCUGCAUCUCAAGCCAAGGCUGAGCAGGUGGCUGAGCUUGCAGAGUUUAAUGAAAACAUCCCUCUGGAUGAUGGUGACAGCAGAGACCAGGAAGAGGAGGAGCUCUCCAAGGCUGAGCAGGAAAUCGCUGCCCUAGUUGAACAGCUCACUCCCAUAGAGCGAUACGCCAUGAAUUUCCUUGAGGCUUCCCUUGAAGAUAUUUGCAAAGAGGAGCUGAAGCUGGCAGAGGAGCAGGUUGAGGCUGCAAGGAAAGGGUUGGAUCAGGCAAAGGAAGAAGGUUUGAAACUGCAUCAGUCAUCUGACAGUGAUGAAGAGGAUUCCAUACCUCCCAGUACUGAGGAACCUACUCCAUCCCGUCGCCCUCGCAAACACAAAGAGAAAGGUGCACCUUCUACAAGGGUUAGUGGCAGACUCAGAGGGACACCUGCUGAUGAUAUAUCCCUAACCCAGCCAUCCCCAGAGAGAGGCAGGCGGGGAGCAUGGAUGAACUCUGAAUGCAAUAUGAGCCAAACCCUUGAGUCAAAACAAAAGUCGCCCCUACACAGAGAAGUGCCCGAGAAGCUUUGCAGUGGUCAGAGAGGGCGAGGGACAACCAAAGAAUCUGUGUCCCUUACAUCUUCAGAAAACCAGACAGUUCAAACCAACCAGCAACUCUCAGAUUCAACAGCUUUGUCCCCUACUAUGCGGGGUUCAGACCCAAAAAUUAGAUGUGUGCCAUCCCCCCACCAGCAGCCCAUCUCCCCAUCAAGCUCUGUGCCUUCAGCUGCUGCAUCUCCUGCAAUGGACAAAAACUCUAGUGGCCAUCAGUCCUCCUCCUGUACUGCAUGCAGAGAGGACAGUGAAGAGCAGGGGGGAGAGGCACUGUCUGAAACUGUACAGUGUAGCAGGAGAGAUAGGAGAACCUCUGCGUCAUCAGACUCCAUUUGUUCUCCUGAGCAUCACUCUGAACAGGAUGGUCAGCUGCCCCUUUCUCCUACUCUGGCAUCACCUAACUCUCGCUCACCACGAAAGCGGCAGUCGGCUGAAAGGGAAAUCCUCAAGGGACUUCCAGAAGAUUCCCCAUCAGCCAAGGUCCUUCGAAAGCUUCCAGGUCGUCUGGUCACAGUGGUGGAAGAGAAAGAGCCCAAGCGGAGACGGAGGGGCUUGAGUGGAAGUGGAGGAGCACACACUGAGGGGUCAUCAGAGGAAACUGAACAGGCUGAGCCAGUUCCAGACCCAGCCUCUCAAUCAUCUGAUGGAGGAAGUCAAAUUCAUAAAGACUCUUCUCCCAAAUCAGUGCCCACAUCCUUAGCUUCUUCACCACCACCACAAGAGCAGGAUCAGGCCUCCUCUCCAUUACAGAUUAGUCCAGGUAGAGGGCACCACCCUUGUUCCCCAGCACACUAUUCACCAGAUAUGCCUGUCCUACGGAACUUACCAGUACGCCGAAGGCUUGAGACAGAGUCUCGAAUGGCUGCACAGUUAGGAGAGCAAUUUGUAGGACGAGGUAGAGGGGUGGAUCGGAGAUCUGUUUUCUCACCAAAGAAACCAGAAACAAAUUCAGACAAGGAUAGGGCUGCUCCAAGUGACUCUAUGGCAAUGAAGCGCAAGAGGGGCAGGCCACCUAAAACACCCCCACAGGCACUAGAGCUGCGAGAAGAGAAGACACCAGUAACCCAGAAAACCAGUCCUGAGCGGAAUCCCUCUCACUCACCAAAAAGGAAAAGGGGUCGUCCCCGUAAAGAUUCCACCACAACUACAAGCUCAUCCCCAUCUUCUCCUUCUACAUGUGCUCCUUCCUCCCAGGAGCCUAAUUUGUCAAGGUCCAAUGUUAUGCCUGUGACUUUGCCUGCUGUCAGUAAUACUUCACCAAUAAGCUUUCCACUCAACCCCACUUCACCCUCAAAUGCUGCUGAAGUAUCAUCUUCUAAACUAGAUUCUGAAACGAAUCAAAAAACUACAUCUGAUUUACUGUAUUCUAUGCAUAGAGACUCUCAAAAUAUGUCAUCGUCUACAUCAGAACUUGGUGUAGACUCACAUGGUGAAACUCACACCAAUCUAAACCCCAUAAUUGUAUGCAUUGACUCUGACACCAGUACAUUUGAAACUUCACCACACAACACUUCACCAGCAACAAUCUCUCAGACAUGUACAGCUUCUUCCCCUACACUACAUCCUCCAAGUCCUCUCAGAGAGCCUCCCACUUGUACUGUCUCCAUCCACGAAGAGGAACUUGCCCAUACACCUGUACUUUUUGAGACCAGUGAAAUCACAGCAUCUUCAGAGCCUUCAAAGGUCUCCGCGACUGCUGUAGAAAUCAAGGAAGUUUCACUCACAGUUAAUCAGCAAAAAGAUCAUUUGCAGUCCUCAAAUACAUUGACUCAAGUCACUUCACAGCCCUUACACAGAACCAGUACAACUGAAGACUCUCCACAAACCUCUGUAGAACACAUGUGCAGUAUAGCUGUAUCUCUUACUCCCACUCAUCAGUCAUCCACCCAACCUUCUCCUUCACCUUCUUUGACUUCUGGGAUUAAGCCAGAAUCAUCUUCAUUUAAAUCGGAGGCACAAGAACCUACUGUUACACUGACUGUGUCAACAGUCCAACAAUCCACACCUAAGUCUGAUCAAACUUCUGUUCCUCCCUCACAACCUCAAACUACAGACAUCGAAGCAGCAACAGAUUCAGCACUUGAAUCUCACAAAAUGUCUUCAACGUCUUCACAAUCUCCAUCCACCACUAAUCAGAUAACAACUAAUUCUUUGUCCACAUCCAAUUAUACAGAUGCAGAUUCUUCUCAGUCCAAAAACAUGCCAGUGGAGACCAUGGCUGAUAAUCAUGAAGGCCAACAUUCACCCAAGGAGGAGGUUGUAACUGAGGAAGAGGUUGUGACUAGGGAGACAGAGAAAAUGGAAAUAGACAGUGUUGCUGAGGAUGAUGCAGGAGAAAAAGACGGCAUCUUAUCUCAGCUAAAAAGAAGGAAAUUGGUUAGAUUGCCAAAGGAACAGACACCCGGUGCCUCAGGAGUUGCCUCAUCAAAUUCAGAUAUCGAGUCCCAUGAUGACCCUAAGAUUGAUGGACCUGAUAAGCCAUCAGAAGAGGAGUCAAGAAAGUAUAAAGAGACCAGAACUUCUGCCAAAAAACGAAGCAUCAGUAGGCAAAGCAGCCAGGAGUCAGUCCGUUCCUCUUCCCCAUCUUCUGUAUCCUCCUGUGGAACAAGAUCAUCCCAGUCCAAAAAGGCUGGAGAGAGUAGGAGGCCAGCUAAAAGGAAACAGGAAGAUACAAAGUCUGAAAAAGAAAAAAAUGAAGAAGAGUCUGACAAAAAGCACCAGUCCAACUCUUCCUCCUCAUCUUCAGACUCUGAAGACUUUAAUAGCAUAAAAAGAUGUUUGACAAGAUCGGCUCAAAAGAAGUUGGAGAAAGGUGGCGUGAUUGAUAAAAAUGAAGAGAGCAGUAAAAGACAACAGGGGAGUUCAGACAAGAAGGGUAAAACCACCAAUACCACAGAAGGGGAGUCCAGUGGUGAAACGUGUUCAAAAGUAACCCGGAAAUCUGCAGGCCCACAACCCAAUACUUUAGCCUCCCCUGAACCUGAGGUACUGGGCAAACGCUGCUCAGCCCUUAAUGCUGCUGCCAAGCUCUUGGCAAUGAGGGGGAGAGGACCAGACACACCCAGCCCCAGGAGUAAGACUGCUACACAACAAAGCAAACCGCUGUCCUCUGAAAAAAGCAGUAAACCCAAGGGUAAAACAGGACAGGAGUCUCCCAAGAUUUCUAACAGUAAAGCAGGGAGUGGCAGGCAAACCCCCAAUCAGUCAAAUGAAUCACCACAGUCCUCUUCUUCUGCUCGAUCCACUCGGCAGCGACCGGGCAGCCUUGUUCCCCCCUUGGAAACAGAAAGGGUUAAAAAAGAAGAAAAGAAAAAGACAUCUGAUCAGAAGGAAGAAGGUGAAGAUGAAAAUAGAGAGACUAGGUCUUCAGGAGGCCAUAGUGCCUGCAGUAGUAUAAGUAGUGAAAGAGGAGCAGGCAGCAGUAGAAGUCGGAGUAGCAGCAGCAGCAACAGCAGCCAGCGCACCCACAGUUUGAGCUCGCAGAGUACAGAGCCCACCCGCUCUCGUUCCAGGGCAGCAUCCUCUGGUAGUGAUACAGAGAGAGGCAAAAGUAUUUGGCAUAAGAGUGAUGGAGGCAGAGGCAGGGAGAGCAGGAAAGAGAAGAGGUCCCAGAAGCAGGACAAACUUGAACUGAGUGCUGGAUCCAGCGACGGGACCCUGAACAGGGUUCUCAGGAGUGUAGCUGCAAUAGCAGCUGCUCAGGCACGUACUCCAGCUAGCAACACACGUUCUUCAUCCACCCAAAACCGGCACUCCAAGACGUGAUGGGUACAGAGAAAUUAUCUUUAGGUUUAAACAAGGAGUUAGACAAGAACUAUUUUUUGGGAGGAAAGUGGGUCAAUUUCAUUUAAAGGCCAUGGUUUAGCUGUAUGAGACAAGACGGAAAAAAGAGAUCUGUUGCACAUUGUGAUUAGAUCUGACCUCGCCUUUGCCCUCUCAGCUAUCUUAAGUCAAGCCAUUUAUAAUGUGGAAAGGGUCUAUAGAUUCAGGACAAUGAUGAAGAUUUGGUCACCUAUUUAAAAAUAUGUCCUAAUAAUUUGAGUUAAAACCUGGAUAAUAUUUUACCCUACCACAAAGACUUUGGAGCUUCAAAGUAGCUGGGCAAGAGGCAAGAUUUAUUAUUUGUUCACACUAUGUACUGUAAUCAUAAAGACUGAAAGACUGGAAGUACAAUGUGAAGUAUGUGUUAAAAGAUUGGUCGCAUAGAUUGUACACUUUUUACAAAGUUUACGAGUGCUGCAAACGGUAUUGAUGAGGAAGAAAUUCAUUAAUGCUACAUUGAAAUUAUUUAGUGGGGAUUGUACAAUUGUAAAGUUUUUAGACUGUUGCAUUCUGGAACAUUUGUCAGCUGUUUUGACUGUUUUUUUUGUUUCAAGUCAGUUGAUAAAUUAUGAAAAUAUCUUCUUUAUCUUCCAGGGUAUGAAGAAGAGGGCAGGUCUAAAAAAAAUAAAUAAAAAAUGUGAUUAUUUUUUUCUCUCUCUCUACACUAUGCUGGAGUUACUAUUUGCUUAGAUCACCUGUCCUGUGUAAUGUUUCAGUCCAUUACUUUAAAAUUUUGCUGCUGCCUGCUUUUCCCCAUUUGCACAUCUGAAAUGUCCCAGACAUUGGAGGAUUGCAUUGUUGUUUAGGAUUUUAUUUUUCUUCAGAACAUCAACUUGUCAGUACGUCUUUACUGUUACCUUACUGCAUUUUGUAAGCUCUAAAGUAAGUGUAUCUCUUGAGCUUGUGAUGAA